AUGUUGGGUAACAUAGAGAAGCUAGACCCACAAUGUGGAGAUCCUAGCCCCGCGAAAAAAGAUGUUUCCGAUCUGGUUUCAGAUGCCCGGAAGGCAAGAAAAGCUGUUUUUAGACGUACAAUUGAUUACAAUGCCUCUGCCAUCAACUACCUUCAAAACAGAAUUUGGAUUUCGAGGGAUUCAGAUCGUCCAAUGCUCCAGCCAGACUACCUUUGGAGUCCAAAGCUUUGUCCUCCGAGGAGCUAUAUGGAUUCCCCAAUGAAUUGUGUCAUGUCAAAACCUGUUCGAACAUCAACUAAUAAAAAUAAGUGUCCGAUAUAUUGCGUCUGUUGGACUCCUGAAGGUAGGCGGUUAAUAACUGGGGCUUUCAGUGGUGAAUUCACAUUAUGGAAUGGCUUGACAUUUAAUUUCGAAACAAUCUUACAAGCCCAUGAAUCACAAAUACGUUGUAUGAAAUGGUCCCACAACGAGGAAUGGUUACUCACAGCCGAUCAUUCUGGAUAUGUAAAGUAUUGGCAAGCUAAUAUGAACAACGUUGAGAUGUACCAAGCACACAAAGAACCGAUUCGUGGCGUAAGUUUCUGCCCGUUCGACAAUAAAUUCGUUACCUGCAGUGAUGAUUCUACUGUGCGUGUUUGGGAUUUUCAUCGUUGUGCUGAAGAGCGUGUGCUCCGAGGUCAUGGAUCUGAUGUUCGUAGUGUAGCAUGGCAUCCUAUUCAAUCUCUUGUUAUAUCCGGUAGUAAAGAUGCACAACAGCCUAUAAAAUUAUGGGAUCCUAAAACCGGUGAACCUGUAUCUACAUUGUAUGCACAUAAAAACACUUGUACAGAUGUUUCUUGGAAUGAUAAUGGCAAUUGGUUUUUAACAGCAUCUAGAGAUCAUUUAAUCAAAUUGUUUGAUUUACGCAAUCUUAAAACAGAGUUACAAACAUUUCGUGGUCAUAAACGUGAUGUAAUGCGUGUUGCAUGGCAUCCAUUCCAUGAAUGUUUAUUUGCAAGUGGUAGUGCUGAUGGAGCUAUAUUUUAUUGGCUUGCUGGAAUGGAUACAGAACUUGGAGCUGUAGACAAUGCUCAUGAAAGUAUGAUUUGGAGUCUUGCAUGGCAUCCAUUCGGUCAUAUUUUAGUGUCUGGAGCUAAUGAUUUUGCUACAAAAUUCUGGACACGCAAUCGACCUGGUGAUGUACUUAAAGACCCAAUUAGUGCAGUUGGUUCAGAAAAUAUUAUUCAGUCGACUGGUACAACUAAUUUGUUUGGAGAAACAGAAGUUAUUGACAAUUCAUUUAAUAUUGAUUUACUUAAAGUGCUUGCAGAUGCACCAAAUCUAUCAUCAAACUCCACCAAUCGAAUAGAUACACUUGAUGAUGUUGCAUUUUCUACUAUACCGAAUGAUGAAUUGAAUUCAAUUGAAAUACCUGGACUUAAUGAAGGCCCAGUAACAGAUUUAAAUGUUCCUGAUACUGAUGAUGCCGAUGAACGUGAUAAAAAUAAACUACGUAAUAUUAGGACUAUACCUAAAGAAUUUGCUGCUUACUGGGCGAGUACAAGAGUUACAACAGCAAUGCCAAGUGUAGUGAUGCCUACACCGAAUCCAACAGCACUAGCCGCAGCUGCGGUGGCAGUUGCUGCUGUUAACAGUCUGAACGCUACACCCCAGUACUUACCACCUGUUAAACCUCCAGCUUUAAAUAAAGAACGAUUAAAUCAAAAGUCUGUACCAAUAAAUAAUUCUGCAAAAACAACAGAACUAGAUGCAGACAUGGAAAAAAGUAGUUCUAAUGAUCCUCCAAAGAACCAAAUACAACUACUUGACGAACAACAACAACAGCAGCAGCAACCUGCGAAUGAGAUGAUGAUCAAUGGUACUCCAAAUCAUCAUCAACACGAUCAGUCACGUUUCUCGGAUUCACUACCGCCUAAAAGUAUGGAGCAAAUUCCACCUCUCCCAGAAAAAAAUGUAGAUAUGAGAAGUAACUUGAAUCCACCAGUUGAUUGGAAUCAGCGAACUGAAGAACCCCGCAGCUGA
Trichobilharzia regenti is the source of this 2022-nucleotide messenger RNA. The record is from the annotation of a GenBank genome assembly. NCBI's taxonomy places the organism in Eukaryota, Metazoa, Platyhelminthes, Trematoda, Strigeidida, Schistosomatidae.